GAGUUUGUGUGUUCGUUCGUUCAAUUGAACUGAAUCUAUAGAAUUGGUACUCAUUGUAUACGCACUAACUUCAAGAUACACAAAAAUUCUUUCAUGCAUUCAGUCUUAAAACGUCGCUCGCUGUUUAUAAAUCGUAUCUACCAGAAAUUCAAGACCGGCGGCCGUUUAAUAUUUUUUUUCAAUUUCCAUUUUUCAUACAUUACACACGCUCCAUAUAAAUAAGAUUGAAUAAUGAAACCAUUAAGAAAAUAAUACAUAUAGAAAUAUUUUACUUUUUUUUUUGUUUAAGUUUAUGAGAAAAAUGAAAAUUUUGUUAGAUGGAAAAACAAAAAAAUAAAACGAAAACAAUACGCGCGUUACGUGUAAAAUCUGGCCAUAAAUCAUAAAGAAAAACCUAAAAUUCUUAAAGAAUUUUAAAGCAAGAAAAUCUAUAAAAGUGUUUAAGUGCUAAAAAAAAAAAACAAAACGAAAAUUGAAAAUUUGAGAAAAAUAUUUAAAAAAAAAAAAAAUUGGUGAAAAAGCAAAAAUUAAAAAAUAUUUGAAAAGAAAAUCUAAUAAAAAAAAUAAAGAAAAAUUUUGGCAAAUUUGUUGAAAAGAAAAGAUAAGAAAAUUUAAGGCUAAUGACCUGCCUAAGGGGAAAUGGCCAAAACCAAUUGGCUUAAAUUAAGGCUAAAUUAAACAUACACAACAACCUUUUUAAAAACAAACUAACUAAAGUUUAAGUGUAAAACAAAUUUCACAUUUUUAAAGCACAAAAGGAUAUUUUGCUAUUAAGUCACAUUAAAAGAAAAUUGCUGCAGGGCGUUAAAUGAAUGCGCGCCAGCCUAAAACAGCCAGAGAAUUUAAAAGAAAUUUAGAAAAAUAAAAAGUUUUUCAAGCAAAAUAAAAAAAAUUUCCAAAAUUCUUAAGAAAUGUUUAAACAAAAGUGUUAAUUCCUCUAAAAAAUUCAAGAAAAUCCAAACAAAAUUUAAAAACAAAUCAUUGAAUCUGCCCCUAUCCCCCACCCCCUUAAUUUAAUUUUCUACUUCUACUGCCUAACACUUUCUAUUCUAUAUUGGAUUAUUUGGCGGGUUGUGAUCCGCUAACAAAAGCCAUCAAAAUUAAGUUCUCAAAGCAAAAUCAUCAUCAUCCGGCAUACCGUCACGCUGAGAACAUCUACGACGGUGGCACUGAUACCGACGACGACGAAUGUCCUUUAGAAUCGUCCACCAUGAAUCCCUAUGAAUAUGAAACCACCCUCGAUUGUCGCGAUGACACUAGGGCUGUGGGUGGUGGCGGAGGCGGUAGCGGUGUUGUUGUUAGUGGGGCAGUCAUGGGUUCAAUGACACCCAGGCAUCCACAUUUGGCAAAUACAAAUAGUGCUUCACAGCAAAAUACACUGCAUCAUCAGAAUCAACAAAAUUUACAAUUACAACAGCAGCAACAGCAACAGCAGCAAUUGCAACAACAGCCAGGCGACUCACAAUCAUCAUAUUAUGAUUAUGAAUAUCAGCAUUUACCACAUCGUGGCAAUGAAUCACAGAAUCCUCCAUCAUCGACAUCAACAGCAGCCCGCACACAUGGUAGACAAGGCUUCCUUCUCGAAGGAGUUACGCCCUCGGCACCACCAGAUGUACCACCUAGAAAUCCCACAAUGAGCCGCAUGAAUAAUGGUCGUUUAGUGGCUGCCAAUCCAAAUGAUUUGGGUGUCGAUUUUGAGCCCUCAUGUUUGGUGCGUACACCAUCGGGCAACGUAUACAUUCCCAGCGGUAAUUUAAAUAUGAACAAGGGUUCACCUAUUGAUUAUAAAAGUGGCUCGGCUUGUUCGACACCCACCAAGGAUACAUUGAAAGGUUACGAACGUUCGGCUAAUAAUUGUUUGGGUCCUGUGCUUCCGCCCCGCAGUGUUAUGAGCGGCAUACCCUCUCAUCAUUAUUCGGCACCCAUGAAUUUUCGCAAAGAUUUGGCCGCCCGCUGUUCAGCCAAAUGUGUGGCCAUUGUAGCGGUCUCCGUUUUUAUAGCCAUGUGUGUUUUGUUAAUAUUUUUAACAGGUUUUGGCGUGCUGCAUUGGUCUCCCUCUGCCCCCUGUACAGUUCUAGUCGGCAAUGAGGCUUCGGAAGUGACCGCCGCCAAAAGCACUAAUACGGAUCUCUCGAAACUGCACAAUUCAUCGCUACGCUCAAAAACCGGACAACCCACCAUGGUAACAACGGCCACCUCAUCGCUGUCGUCCUCCCAAGCGGCCGCCUCUUCAUCCGCCUUUCAAUCUACCUCGGCCUCUUCAGUGGCUGUGGGUUCAGCGGCAGCCACUUCAUCAUCGUCAUCCUCCUCCUCCUCGGUGUCGUUGUCAUCCUCCACUUCACUGUCAUCACCAUUGGCAAAUGCCAAUAAUGGAGGUGCUAGAACAUUCCCGGCCCGUAGUUUUCCACCAGAUGGCACAACUUUUGGCCAAAUAACUUUGGGCCAGAAGUUGACCAAAGAAAUACAACCCUAUAGUUAUUGGAAUAUGCAAUUCUAUCAAUCGGAACCGGCUUAUGUGAAAUUUGAUUAUACCAUACCACGAGGAGCUUCAAUAGGUGUCUAUGGCAGACGUAAUGCCUUGCCCACCCACACACAAUAUCAUUUUAAAGAAGUUUUAAGUGGCUUUAGUGCCAGCACCAGAUCUACAAGGGCCGCUCAUCAAUCGAUAACACGUGAAGUUACCCGUUAUAUGGAACCUGGCCAUUGGUUUGUUUCCCUUUACAACGAUGACGGUGAUGUACAGGAAAUAACCUUUUAUGCCACCAUAGCCGAAGAUAUGACACAAAAUUGUCCCAAUGGUUGUUCGGGCAAUGGCCAGUGUUUGCUGGGCCAUUGCCAAUGUAAUCCCGGUUUUGGUGGCGACGAUUGUAGCGAAAGUGUUUGUCCGGUUUUGUGUUCCCAGCAUGGUGAAUAUAUAAAUGGUGAAUGUAUUUGCAAUCCGGGCUGGAAGGGUAAAGAGUGUUCGUUGCGGCAUGAUGAGUGUGAGGUGGCCGAUUGUAAUGGCCAUGGUCAUUGUGUUAGUGGAAAAUGUCAAUGUAUGCGUGGUUAUAAGGGAAAAUUCUGUGAAGAAGUCGAUUGUCCCCAUCCCACCUGUUCGGGUCAUGGUUUCUGUGCCGAAGGUACUUGCAUUUGCAAAAAAGGCUGGAAAGGUCCCGAUUGUGCUACCAUGGAUCAAGAUGCUCUACAAUGUCUGCCCGACUGUUCGGGUCAUGGCACCUUUGAUUUGGACUCUCAGACCUGCAGCUGUGAAUCGAAAUGGAGUGGCGAUGAUUGUUCCAAGGAAUUGUGUGACUUAGAUUGUGGCCAGCAUGGUCGCUGUGUGGGUGAUGCCUGCACCUGUGACGAUGGCUGGGGUGGUGAAUACUGUAAUACGAAAUUGUGUGAUUCGCGUUGCAAUGAACAUGGCCAAUGCAAGAAUGGCACCUGUUUGUGUGUGACUGGAUGGAAUGGCAAACACUGUACCAUCGAGGGCUGUCCCAAUUCAUGUUCAGGCCAUGGCCAGUGUCGUGUUAGCGGUGAGGGUCAAUGGGAGUGCCGUUGUUAUGAGGGCUGGGAUGGUAAUGAUUGUGGUAUAGCUUUGGAAUUGAAUUGUGGUGAUAGCAAGGAUAAUGAUAAGGAUGGUUUGGUGGACUGUGAAGAUCCUGAAUGUUGUGCCAGUCAUGUAUGCAAGACUUCCCAGCUUUGUGUCUCCGCUCCCAAGCCCAUUGAUGUGUUAUUACGCAAACAGCCGCCUGCCAUUACAGCCUCUUUCUUUGAGCGCAUGAAAUUCUUGAUUGACGAAAGUAGUUUGCAAAAUUAUGCCAAAUUAGAAACCUUUAAUGAAAGCAUUUUUUGGAAUUAUUUCAAUGCAAGCCGUUCUGCUGUUAUACGCGGCCGUGUGGUCACCUCUUUGGGCAUGGGUUUGGUGGGGGUUCGUGUCUCCACUACCACUUUGCUGGAGGGCUUUACCUUGACCCGUGAUGAUGGCUGGUUUGAUUUAAUGGUUAAUGGUGGUGGUGCGGUUACUUUACAAUUUGGCCGUUCCCCCUUCCGGCCUCAGUCGAGAAUUGUACAGGUGCCCUGGAAUGAAGUGAUCAUUAUUGAUACCGUUGUUAUGUCCAUGUCGGAGGAGAAGAGCAUUGCCUCUACUACUCACACCUGUUUCUCGCAUGACUAUGAUCUUAUGAAGCCGGUGGUGUUGGCUUCCUGGAAACAUGGUUUCCAAGGUGCCUGUCCCGAUCGCAGCGCCAUCUUGGCCGAGUCUCAAGUUAUCCAGGAAUCUUUACAAAUACCCGGCACUGGCCUUAAUCUGGUCUAUCAUUCAUCCCGAGCUGCUGGCUAUCUGUCCACCAUUAAACUGCAAUUGACUCCGGAAUCUAUACCCGCCACUUUGCAUUUAAUACAUUUGCGUAUAACCAUAGAAGGCAUAUUGUUUGAGCGGCUCUUUGAGGCAGAUCCUGGCAUUAAAUUUACCUAUGCCUGGAAUAGGCUAAACAUCUAUCGCCAGAGAGUGUAUGGUGUUACCACGGCCGUGGUGAAAGUAGGCUAUCAAUAUACCGACUGCAAGGAUAUCAUUUGGGAUAUACAAACCACCAAACUAUCGGGCCAUGAUAUGUCUAUUUCCGAGGUGGGUGGCUGGAAUUUGGAUAUACAUCAUCGUUACAACUUCCAUGAGGGUAUAUUGCAAAAGGGUGAUGGUUCUAAUAUAUAUUUGAAGAAUAAGCCCCGUGUUAUUUUAACCACCAUGGGUGAUGGUCAUCAGCGUCCCUUGGAGUGCAUGGAUUGUGAGGGCAUGUCUUUGAAACAGCGUCUAUUGGCUCCGGUGGCUUUAGCCGCCUCCCCCGAUGGCAGUUUAUAUGUGGGUGAUUUCAAUUAUAUACGUCGCAUUAUGACUGAUGGCACGGUGCGCACCGUGGUUAAACUUAAUGCUACCCGAGUCAGCUAUCGCUAUCAUAUGGCGUUGAGUCCUUUGGACGGCACUCUGUAUAUCUCUGAUCCGGAAUCUCAUCAAAUUAUUAGAGUACGUGAUACUAAUGAUUUUUCACAGCCCGAAAAGAACUGGGAGCCUAUUGUGGGUUCAGGAGAACGUUGCCUGCCGGGUGAUGAGGCUCAUUGUGGUGAUGGUGCUUUGGCUAAAGAUGCCAAAUUGGCUUAUCCCAAGGGUAUAGCCAUUUCCAGCGAUAAUAUAUUAUACUUUGCUGAUGGCACCAACAUACGCAUGGUGGAUAGAGAUGGUAUUGUUAGCACUUUGAUUGGCAACCAUAUGCACAAGUCCCACUGGAAACCCAUACCUUGUGAGGGCACCCUGAAGCUGGAGGAAAUGCAUUUACGUUGGCCCACUGAAUUGGCGGUAAGUCCUUUGGACAAUACCCUACACAUCAUAGAUGAUCAUAUGAUUUUACGCAUGACUCCCGAUGGCCGUGUCAGAGUUAUUUCGGGACGUCCUUUACACUGUGCCACCUCAUCUUCGGUCUAUGAUUCGGAUUUGGCUACUCAUGCUACUUUGGUUAUGCCCCAGUCCAUAGCUUUUGGUCCUUUGGGUGAGCUGUAUGUGGCCGAAAGUGAUUCGCAGCGCAUAAAUCGUGUACGUGUUAUUGGCACUAAUGGUCGUAUUUCUGCCUUUGCCGGUGCCGAAUCUAAAUGUAAUUGUUUGGAAAGAGGCUGUGAUUGUUUUGAGGCCGAUCAUUAUCUGGCAACCAGUGCUAAAUUCAAUACCAUUGCCGCCUUGGCUGUUACUCCAGAUGGUCAUGUUCAUAUUGCCGAUCAAGCCAACUAUCGCAUACGUUCGGUUAUGUCCAGUAUUCCAGAAGCCAGCAUGUCCAGAGAAUAUGAAAUUUAUGCUCCCGAUAUGCAAGAGAUCUAUAUCUUUAAUCGUUUUGGCCAACAUGUUAUGACCAAGAACAUUUUAACGGGAGAAACCACCUAUGUGUUUACCUACAAUGUCAAUACCUCGAAUGGCAAAUUGAGCACGGUCACCGAUGCUGCUGGCAACAAGGUAUUCCUUUUGCGUGACUAUACCUCACAAGUCAACUCCAUAGAAAACACCAAGGGCCAGAAAUGCCGCCUUCGAAUGACCCGCAUGAAAAUGUUACACGAACUCAAUACACCCGACAAUUACAAUGUCACUUUCGAGUAUCAUGGUCCCACUGGCUUGCUGAAAACCAAACUAGACUCCACUGGACGUUCUUAUGUCUACAACUAUGAUGAAUUUGGCCGCCUGACUUCGGCUGUUACACCUACGGGCCGUGUUAUUGAUUUGGCAUUUGAUUUGAGCAUUAAGGGAGCCCAGGUUAAGGUAUCGGAGAAUUCGCAAAAAGAAAUCUCCAUGUUAAUACAGGGCUCCUCGGUGGUGGUGCGUAAUGGUGAAGCUGAGUCCAAGACCAUGGUUGAAAUGGAUGGUUCUACUACCAGUUUAACACCUUGGGGUCAUUUGCUGCAAAUGGAAGUGGUUCCCUAUCCUGUUUUGGCUGAAAUAUCACCCAUUAUUGGUGAAUCCUAUCCAGUGCCGGCCAAACAACGUACAGAAAUUGCUGGAGAUUUGGCUAAUCGUUUUGAAUGGCGCUACUUUGUGCGCCGACUGCAGCAGAGUAAACAAAAUAAGGGUCCUAGGUCGGUGACACAUGUGGGACGCAAGUUGCGAGUUAAUGGCGAUAAUGUUUUGACUUUGGAAUAUGAUCGUGAUACACAAUCCAUAGUGGUUACGGUAGAUGACAAACAGGAAUUGUUAAAUGUUACCUAUGAUCGCACCUCUCGCCCCGUUAGUUUCCGUCCUCAAUCUGGUGACUAUGCUGAUGUCGAUUUGGAAUAUGAUCGUUUUGGCCGUUUGGUCACCUGGAAAUGGGGUAAUCUACAAGAAGCUUAUACCUUUGAUCGCAAUGGCCGUUUGAAUGAAAUCAAAUAUGGUGAUGGCUCGUCCAUGGUUUAUGCCUUCAAGGAUAAUUAUGGCUCGCUGCCUUUGAAGGUUACCACUCCACGUAGAUCUGACUAUCUGUUGCAAUAUGAUGAUGCUGGUGCUCUGCAAAGUCUUACAACACCUCGAGGACACAUACACUCCUUCUCUUUGCAAACUUCCCUGGGCUUCUUUAAGUAUCAAUACUUCUCACCCAUUAACCGUCAUCCCUUCGAGAUCUUGUACAAUGAUGAAGGCCAGAUAUUGGCUAAAAUACAUCCCCAUCAAUCGGGCAAGGUAGCCUUUGUGCAUGACAAUUCGGGACGUUUGGAAACUAUAUUGGCCGGUUUGUCCAGUACUCAUUACACCUAUCAAGACACCACUAGUUUAGUGAAAUCCGUGGAAGUACAAGAGCCUGGCUUUGAGUUGAGAAGAGAGUUUAAGUAUCAUGCUGGUAUCUUGAAAGAUGAGAAAUUGCGUUUUGGUUCCAAGAACUCAUUAGCUUCGGCCCACUACAAGUAUGCCUAUGAUGGCAAUGCCCGUUUAACUGGUGUCGAGAUGUCCAUAGAUGACAAGGAAAUGCCUACAACACGCUAUAAGUUCAGCCAGAAUUUGGGUCAAUUGGAGGUGGUACAAGAUUUGAAAAUUACCCGCAAUGCUUUCAAUCGCACGGUAAUACAAGAUUCAUCCAAACAAUUCUUCACCAUCAUAGAUUAUGAUCAACAUGGCCGUGUUAAGAGUGUCUUGAUGAACAUUAAGAGUUUCGAUGUCUUCCGUUUGGAAUUGGACUAUGAUUUACGUAAUCGCAUCAAGUCUCAAAAGACUACGUUUGGUCGCUCCACUGCCUUUGAUAAGAUCAACUACAAUGCUGAUGGUCAUGUUAUUGAGGUACUGGGCACCAAUAACUGGAAGUAUUUGUAUGAUGAAAAUGGCAAUACUGUGGGUGUGGUGGAUCAAGGAGAAAAAAUCAAUUUAGGCUAUGAUAUUGGUGAUCGUGUCAGUCAGGUGGGUGAUAUAGAGUUUAAUAAUUAUGAUGCUCGUGGCUUUGUGGUGAGACGAGGUGAACAAAAGUAUCGUUAUAACAAUCGUGGUCAGUUGAUACAUGCCUUUGAGAGAGAACGCUUCCAGACUUGGUAUUACUAUGAUGAUCGCAGCCGUUUGGUAGCCUGGCAUGACAGCAAGGGUAAUGUUACCCAAUACUAUUAUGGCAAUCCCAGAUCACCCAUGCUUUUGACCCAUAUGCACUAUCCCAAGACGGGCAAAACUUUGAGAUUCUACUAUGAUGAUCGUGACAUGUUAAUGGCGGUGGAGACAGCUGAACAAAGAUUCUAUGUGGCCACCGAUCAAAAUGGCUCACCCUUGGCUUAUUUCGAUAUCAAUGGUGCCAUACUCAAGGAAAUGAAGAGAACACCUUUCGGACGCAUAAUCAAAGACACCAACCCAGAGUUCUUUAUACCCAUUGAUUUCCAUGGUGGUAUUUUGGAUCCUCAUACCAAGCUAGUGUAUACCGAAGGACGUUUGUAUGAUCCCACGGUGGGUCAAUGGAUGACGCCUUUGUGGGAGACUUUGGCUACCGAAAUGUCUCAUCCCACCGAUGUGUUCAUAUAUCGUUAUCACAACAAUGAUCCUGUCAAUCCCAGCAAACAACAAAACUACAUGAUUGAGCUAGAAGCUUGGUUGCAAUUGUUCGGUUAUGAUUUGAGCAACAUGCAAAGCUCCAAAUACACCAAAGCCCUGCAAUACAAUCCUCAGGCCUCCAUUAAAUCACAAACUCUGGCGCCCGAUUUUGGUGUCAUCUCCGGUUUGGAAUGCAUUGUGGAGAAAACUAAUGAGAAAUUCAGUGAUUUUGAUUUUGUGCCCAAACCUUUAUUGAAAAUGGAACCCAAAAUGCGCAAUCUUUUGCCCAGAGUAAGCUAUCGUAGAGCAGUGUUUGGUGAAGGCGUUUUACUGUCACGCAUAGGUGGCCGUGCCUUGGUUAGUGUGGUGGAUGGCAGCAAUAGUGUGGUGCAGGAUGUGGUAUCCUCGGUGUUCAAUAACUCCUACUUCUUAGAUCUACACUUUAGUAUACACGAUCAAGAUGUAUUCUACUUUGUCAAGGAUAAUGUUUUGAAGCUGAGAGAUGACAAUGAAGAAUUGAGAAGACUGGGCGGCAUGUUUAACAUAUCAACGCAUGAAAUCACCGAUCAUGGUGGUCCAGCCGCCAAAGAAUUGAGACUACAUGGACCCGAUGCUGUUGUCAUCAUUAAAUAUGGCGUAGAUCCCGAACAGGAAAGACAUCGCAUUUUAAAACAUGCCCACAAAAGAGCCGUCGAAAGAGCCUGGGAGUUGGAGAAACAAUUAGUGGCAGCCGGCUUUCAGGGCAGAGGCGACUGGACAGAAGAGGAGAAAGAAGAGCUGGUAUCACAUGGUGAUGUAGAUGGCUGGAUAGGUGUGGAUAUACAUAGUAUAUACAAAUAUCCACAACUGGCUGAUGAUCCCGGCAAUGUGGCCUUCCAAAGAGAUGCUAAACGUAAACGCAGAAAGAUUGGUAACAAUCAUCGUACGGGCAAAAGCCGUAGACAACAAAAACUCAAAGAUAUGUCAGCGUGAAAUCCAGCUACACAGGAUUUACAAGAAUACGACAACGAUAAACUACAGCAACAGCAACAACAACAAAAAUAUGAACUUUACGAAAUCUGGCAAGAAGCCGAAGACAUAGACGAAGAAGACGACACAGCCGAUGACGACGAAAGUAAUAACGAUAAAAAAGACUUGGUAAGCAACUCAACCGAAGAUGACUUGUAUUAUUAAAUAAGAAAACAAACACAACAUAAACAUUAAAUGAACAUAAAUAAGUCCCAAAAAAAAAAACUCAAACAUGAAAAUUAACAACUACUUAAUUAAGAAUGAAUGAAAGAAAUUUGAAAUUUUUUCCAAUUUUUUUUAAGGUUAUAACACACUCUAUGUUAAAUUUAAACUUCUGUUAACAGAAGUUUAAACAAAACACACUGUUAGCUUUACUUUGGCUAGGUAAACUCUAAUUUACAGUGUCUAGCAUAAUUUCACAAAAUUUCCUUUUAUUUUCUUAUAUAUAUUUUUACAGUUUUAAAAAAGAUUUUAAAACAAUUUGUUUUUAUCUUGUUUAAGGGAAAAAAAUUGUGUUUAUAACUUUAAAUUUAAACUAUAUUCUUUAAAUAUAGCAGGUAAUUGUAAAAAAAAAUAAAGAAAAUAAAUAAAUCACUAAGAUUUAUAUAGUUUUGUAUAAAAGAAAAGAAUCCCAAAAAAAAAAUUAACUCGAAUUAAAAGAAUCUCAAGUCUUUAUGAUAAAAUAAUAAACAACUUAUAAAUGUUUUUUAUGUAAACGAAUAUAAAACAAAAAGUAAAUAAAAUCAAUGUGAGAACUUAUUAAACAAAAAACACACAAAACGAGAUUAAGAAAUUAGCUAAAAACCUAAUAAUUGUAAUAAACAUAAACAAUAAUUAUUAAUAUUAUUAUUAUUAUAUUAAAAACCAACAACCAUAGUUAUAAUAAACUAGUAAUUUGAUUUUAGUUUGAAUGUUGAGAAAAAAAAAACCACAUAAAGCAAACAACAAGUAUUAAGAAAAAUUAGAUUUUGCCAUAUAUAACAAUAUAUUUUUCUUUCUUUUAAUUUCUUAUCAUUUGUCUUGUAAUUAAUUAUAAUGAUUUUUUUUAUAAAAAAGCUUUAAAUAUAUAUAAAAACGAAAAACAACACAUUUGUUUUUAUUCACAACAGCUUUAUUUAAAGAAAAACUGCAUUUGUUUUUUAAAGAAAUACUCAAAUAAAAACCUUUUUUAUAUGAUAAUUUUUUUUUGUAUUUGUUAUUUUAAAGCAUUUAUUUUUUUACUUUUUAUUAUUGUACUAAAAACUAGUUUUUCAAACUCCCACUUUUGUUUUGUUUUAUUAUAUCAAAUGAAAAUCAAGCAAAUUUUUACAAAUUGUGAUAUACUUCUAUAAAUUAAUGUCCCUUAUAAACAACAUAUAAAACAAAAGAAAACAUGCACACACUCAAUACAUAACAUAACACAAAACAUGAUUAUUUAUUAUUAAGUUUUUUUUUUAAUUAAUUAUUCAUUAUGUUUUUUAUAAAUAUAUUACAGUUUUUUGUGGUAAAGACACUAUUUGGGACGUAUUGCUAGGGUUAAUAAAGAAAAAUUGCAUUACUGCACUUUUAUAACUGUUAAUUAAUCAUUCAAAAUCGCUUAGUUGGCAUCAUUGUUUUACGUCAGAUGUCUUGUUUUUGCAAAUGACGGACGGUGCUGCCACUACAUAAUUUUAUUGUCAGAGGCAAAAAGUUGCAAAUCAUUAAAGCAUCAGUUUUCUUCAUUUAAGAACUCUUUGUUUCUAAUAAUGUGUUGGAAUUUUGGAUAUUAAGAUAGGGUAUUAAUUUCCUUGUCGCCACAAUGGGCUAGUUAAUGUUUUUUAUCAAAAUUUUAUCAUUUAGACUGGCAUAAUUCUUUUCUUUACUUCCAAAACUGUUGAAACCUACUUCGAUAUGAUUUCCAGCCUAUUUAAUGAUUCAAUUUUCACUCUAGAUUGAAUUGGACGUUUUGUAUGCAUCCUAAAUUAAGGUUGCUUGGUUAUCUCCUGAACUACAACUAUUUGCAAGUUCGCCUCUUAAAAAAAUCUGUCUAAUUUAGCAAUAGACUUUCCAAAUCACAUCAUAACAACAAUAUGGAAUCUUGUAAAGAACUAUUACACACAAAUAAUCCAAAAAAAAUGGCAAAUGCUAACAAAUACACUUUUCAUAGAUUGUAAAUGCACUUUUCUUUGCAAAUUUUGACAGAAUGUAAGACAAAAACAGCAAAAAUAUGGCAACAUCUUAACACAUACAUAGUUGUUCUUUCUUGAUUUUUCUAUUUUUUAGCACUUUUUCUAAUCGCCAUAUUGAAAAAGAGACUAAAAUAUGGCAACAUCUUAACUCAGAAUUAUUGUUCUAUACGCCAUAUUGAAAAAGAGAGUGAGCAUGGUUCAAAGUCAAAAACAACUAAAAUAUGGCAACAUCUUAACACAUAGUUGUUGUUCUAUGUUUAUUCUUUCUGUUUUCUUGCACGCCAUAUUGAAAAAGAGAGUUAGAGAGGUGUAUAGACAAAAACAACUAAAAUAUGGCAACAUCUAAACACAUAAUUGUUGUUGUUUGUUUAUUUUUUCUGUUUUGUUGCACCUUCUCUAUUCGCCAUAUUGAAAAAAAGAGUUAGAGAGGUGCAAAGACAAAAACAACUACAAUAUGGCAAAAUUUUAACUUAUAAUUGUUGUUCUUUGUUUAUUUUCCUGUUCUCUUGCACUUUCUCUAUUCGCCAUAUUGAAAAAGAGAGUUAGAGUAAGGCAAACUGAACAACUCUAUAUAUACUUACUAAAAUCCAACAGUAAGUAUUCAAUUGCUAUAAACUUUGUUCUUUGUUGUUGUUCUUUGUUUAUUUUUCUGUGUUCUUGCACUUUCUCUAUACGCCAUAUUGAAAAAGAGAGUGAGAGUGAUGCAAACAGAACUACUCUAAAUAUACUUACUAAAAACCCGACAUUAAGCUCCAAUCGCUCCAAAAAAGUGUAUCUAAAACCAUUUUACCAGUAUUGCCAGGAAAAACCAUAAUUUUUUUCCACAAAUAUGGCAAUAUUACAAAAAAAAACAGCUGUAAGAAUUAUGACUUGCAAUAUUAUUUUUAAAAAAUUUGUUUAAUUUAAUUUUUUUUUAUAUAUAUUAAACCUAAAAAACUAUUUUUUUUAAAAAUGCCAUAUUCAUUUAAUUAUAUAAUUUCUUUUUAUAAUAUAAAUAUUUAAUUUUUUUUUUUAACUAAAGAAACUGCUUAUUAAAAAUUUUGAGAAAUAAAUAAAAAUAAAUAAUGCUCGUGCGUUUCUCUAUAUAUAAAUAAAUAUAAUUAUAAAUUAUUGUUUACUAAUAUUUAGUGUUGACUACUUAAACUUAAACAUACAAAAACAAAACCGAAAAUAUUAAAUAAUUAAGGACGACCCUGUAUUAUAAACACUGUUAGCAAUGUAAGUCUUAGUAUAAAGAAUACAAAUAAAAAUAAAAAAACAAAUUGGCUUUUAAAAGCAUUUCAAAAAAAAACAAGAUUAAAUCAUUCAAAAAAAAAAAACCUAAAAUAGCCAAUGAAAAAAACAUGGUGGUUUAGCAAUUUUAUUAAAUAAAAUUAUUUAAUUUUUAAGGCAUAUAACAAGAAACAAAAAAAAAUAAGUAAAUAUUAAUUUAAGCAUAAAACCCUUAUAAACAAAAACAAAACAAAA
Molecule: messenger RNA, 13107 nt
Organism: Calliphora vicina (urban bluebottle blowfly)
Lineage: Eukaryota; Metazoa; Arthropoda; Insecta; Diptera; Calliphoridae
Gene: Ten-m
Product: teneurin transmembrane protein Ten-m
Exons: 10
Coding region: 1211-9457 (2748 amino acids)
Biological process (GO): motor neuron axon guidance
Source: RefSeq, a predicted model, not a curated record